Molecule: messenger RNA, 2390 nt
Organism: Sycon ciliatum
Lineage: Eukaryota; Metazoa; Porifera; Calcarea; Leucosolenida; Sycettidae
Exons: 7
Coding region: 347-1507 (386 amino acids)
Source: RefSeq, a predicted model, not a curated record
UCGAUGUGGCCAUCAUCCAUCCUAAGCUAUGCCGGGAUGAGCUGAGUUGGGCAUCCCCAGGGAAAGAAGCGGCACAAGCAAGCGAGCAAGGCGGAGGUUUGGGAACAUCAGGGACCAAGUGGACGAGAAGGGACAGCACAUAGUUAGCUGCGCUAUCUGUUGUGCUACGAGCCGCGUCAGGCUUCCCCGAUGCCUCUCGUCAGUACGCGUGGAUACGUCAACACACUGUAGCCUGCUAUAGGCUUGCGAAGACCACGCCGCUUUGACAGCCUGCUAUUGAUUGACUGAGGAUUGCUCAGCAAAGACGACGACGACGACUAGGCUGGGACUGAUCCGCUCCGACAUCAUGGCCACCGAGAGGACCUCACUGAACAACGAGGCGCUGCAAGAGAGCAAAUCGUCGAUGGCAAACAUGUUCAACACGCUGUUCAACGUGACGUAUUUCACCACCACUGGUGACGUACUUACCUUCAUGCAUAACGUCCUCUCCAACAUAGUGUGGUAUCGCGCGAUGUCCUGGUUCUAUCUGGGCAUAUCGAUUGCCAGUGUGUGCGUGGGCGGACUGUACAUGAACUUGUGCACGGCCCAGCACAUGAUCCCCGUGUACCUGGUGGUGGCGGGCAGCUUCGGCAUCACCAGCAACCUGCUGUUCAUGUGCAAAUGGGCAACCGGCUCCUGGAGCGUAUGGAGCCAGUGCAGGGACACUUCGGAAGGCUGUCGUUCGUUCUGGUUCAGCUGGUCACUGUGGAUCUUGUUCUGGUUCAACAUGGCCUGGUUUAUAGCGGGAAGCGCCUGGAUCUUUGGUCUGCACUCGCAGUACAAGCACAACUAUGUCUACGAGCCGGAAACACAUCUGUUUGUCGUCAAACACUUAAAUAUACCCCGCGUUCACCUGAUGGAGGCACCUCAUCUUGCCCACGAAGCCGCGUUGGAUGUGAAAGUAGAGACGUCACUGAGAGGCAACCACGAGCAUGAUAAGGGACAUGCUAAACUGUCCGCUGCUGUACGUGAUGAGCAGAAGGCGGCUGAGCCGGAUCUGCAACAGCUGGAGACGGCGGUGGAUGACAACGGGAAAGCCACAGACUUGGACCAACAACACGCCGCCGCGGGAUCAACCAAAGUUGAUGAAUUGGCCCAUGCCAAGGAUGACGCUGCGGCUAACGUGAACCAAGAAGGCGACGGUGAUUCCGCCGUGCACAUGGCAACGGACAACGAUCAGCAAGCAAUGGUGGAUGCCUCGCUCGGCAAGCAGGUCUUCCGCGGCGUGGACUUCGCUUUGGCCAAUCCCAGGCUGCUGCGCGGUGCAGGUCACAUUCGUCGUCACGGCGGUCUACCACUGCACCCGUACUGCCACCGUGGCCUGUUCGAGUAUGCCUUCUGGGUCACCCUAGCUGAGUACGUCAUGCUAACCCUGGACCUGCUCAUGUUCCUCUACAUAAGCUGCUGCAGUUGCUGCGCAUACAUGGUCGUGCCCUAUGCCUCCGUGAUGCAAGAAAUACCGCGGUAACCUUGGCAACUGGCACACAGGGGACCAUGAUAACCAACGCACUCUGCAUGGUCAUCACCACUAUUAUCAUCCUCCUUGCGUUGACGAUCACAGACGUAUGGCAGCGAUGUCAACACCUUUUCCUUCUCUCUAGCUUACAAAGUACAUGUAGCUGCCACGGACAUCUCUUGUUCGCACUGCACGCGCGUUCACCACACCUCUGCUAGGCAAUGAUUGGACACAGAAGAUGCCUACACAGCACACUCUUUUAUCUGCCUUAGCCCAUACUCUCCUGCACUGCCAACCUCUCCUCGAAUCCCAUUGCAACCCUGCUACAGUGCAUGCUAGCCCACUUGCAGUGUGCGCAGUGAAUGGACAUACCGAUGCAUGUAGAAGAUGGCCAUACACUCAUUCAUUUUCCCAGCCCACAAAUUAUCCUGCACUGCCAAAUCUCCUUCUUUUUCCUCGUGUGAGCAAUUAUACUCGUAACAGCGCAAUUGUGUUGCAUUUUUGUCCGAUCACCUUCUACAUUGCUUGGUCCAAGUGCCGCAUUCUUCAGUCACGUCAACUGUUGCCGUUUCAAUUAGCAAUUUGUGUAUUUGCCCCCGCAUCUACAUGUACACGUGUAUUCCAUGUACACGUAGCUGUUACAUGUAUUAUCAUGUAACUUUGCGAAUACAAUACAAUCAUGUAGCCCUGGAAUCACACACAAUUUUCAAACACUUCGAUAUUGAUCACGUUUGUCUAAAGUAAGGUAGGUUGCAAAGCAGCAGCAGCAGCGCAUUCGCCUGAUUCUAAUGUGAAUGAACAGAACACCAAUUUUUUAAAAUGUCCCGUUUUGCACGAAGGAGCAUUUUUCAAUUCAAACACAUAAUUAUACUACUAUUCAUGAUGAUGACUCUCA